GCUAGCCGGGGGUUAGCCGACCUACUUCAUAACAGCAAACGUUACAUCACUUGGUAUCCAGUCCCACCUGUUUAACAUUGUGCUGAAGGAACUAACGUUGCCAGACUAAUUACUGCGACGGCCGCGUAACCGUUAGUGACAUUGGCAUGACACACUGACCUGUAAACUUGACUUAAAGCGAUCAUAUAAUACGGUGACAGUGCAGAUUUGCUGUUUCGAAAGGAGCUGCUAAGACGCGGUUGGUUUCAUCGUAGCCCUGGUUUUGAGCCAAAAUUAGAGCAUGUCCUGUCCUUGUGCUUCGGCCGCGAGAUUAUUCCUAAAUUCUGCCCACAGAGGAUUGUCAUGCCCCCGGAUUCAGUUGUUUUCUCUGAGUAGACAUGGGUCCCGGGAAACUCAUCUCCCUCCUCGGGUCCGGGUGAGGUCAUUUUCAGAGACUGCUGUCUGCUAUGCCUCCAAAGAUGGGACAACGAAGGACAGUGGAAGUGAUGGUGGAAAGAAAAGCAUCAGUGAGGGGAAGAGACUGUCUGGCUCUGGCGGAUCAGGCAAGGGUGGAAGUCAGCUCCGUUGCCCUAAAUGUGGGGAUCCCUGCACACAUGUAGAGACUUUUGUAUCAUCAACACGAUUUGUAAAAUGUGAGAAAUGCCAUCACUUUUUCGUGGUGCUCUCUGAAACGGACUCUAAGAAAGGGUUAAACAAAGAACCAGAAUCUGCUGCUGAGGCUGUGAAACUGGCAUUUGCACAGAAACCUCCCCCUCCCCCGAAGAAGAUUUAUGCUUACCUCGACAAGUACGUUGUUGGCCAGUCCUAUGCAAAAAAGGUGUUGGCAGUUGCAGUGUACAAUCACUACAAGCGCAUCUACAACAACAUCCCUGCUGGGAGUCGGCAGCAGGUGGAGGUGGAAAAACAGGCCUCUCUAACACCCCGUGAGCUAGAGAUGAGAAGACGAGAGGAUGAGUACAGAUUCACAAAGCUGCUGCAGAUUGCAGGGAUCAGUCCCCAUGGAAAUGCCUUGGGAGCAUCCAUGCAGCAGCAGGCCAGCCAGCAGGCACCUCAGGAGAGGAGGGGCGGAGACGUCCUGGACUCAACUCACACUGACAUCAAACUGGAGAAGAGCAACAUUGUUCUUCUUGGCCCAACUGGGUCAGGAAAGACAUUAUUGGCACAGACGCUGGCCAAGUGUCUUGAUGUCCCCUUUGCCAUUUGUGACUGCACCACACUAACCCAGGCUGGAUACGUGGGAGAAGACAUUGAGUCAGUCAUUGCCAAACUGCUGCAAGAUGCCAACUACUCUGUGGAAAAAGCACAACAAGGUAUCGUGUUCCUGGAUGAAGUGGAUAAGAUUGGCAGUGUACCUGGAAUCCAUCAGCUGAGAGAUGUAGGAGGAGAGGGAGUCCAGCAGGGGUUGCUUAAACUCCUCGAGGGCACAAUUGUCAACGUUCCUGAGAAAAACUCCAGGAAGCUGAGAGGAGAGACGGUGCAGGUUGAUACAACAAACAUCCUCUUUGUUGCAUCCGGUGCCUUCAAUGGACUUGACCGAAUCAUAAGCAGAAGAAAGAAUGAGAAGUAUUUGGGUUUUGGAACCCCGUCCAAUCUGGGGAAAGGGCGCCGUGCGGCGGCUGCGGCAGACCUGGCCAACACCAGUGGUGAGACGGACACAGUGGCAGAGAUUGAGGAGAAGGACAGGCUGCUGAGGCACGUCGAGGCCAGGGACCUGAUUGAGUUUGGCAUGAUCCCAGAGUUUGUUGGCCGUCUUCCCGUUGUUGUGCCCCUGCACAGCCUGGAUGAAGACACGCUGGUGCGAAUCUUGACUGAACCACGCAACGCUGUAGUGCCACAGUACCAGGCUCUCUUCAGCAUGGACAAAUGUGAACUCAAUGUGACUCCAGAUGCCUUGAGGGCUAUUGCUAGGUUGGCCCUGGAGAGAAAAACUGGAGCUCGUGGGCUCAGAUCAAUCAUGGAAAAGCUGCUCCUGGAGCCCAUGUUUGAGGUGCCUCACUCUGACAUCAUGGCUGUAGAGCUGAGUAAAGAUGUCGUCCACGGCAAAUCGGAGCCACGAUACAUCAGAGCGCCGGCCAAGGAGUCAGCAGAAGAGGAAUACGACUCGGGGAUUGAAGAGGAGAACUGGCCUCGGCAGGCAGACGCCGCCAACAACUGAACCACCUGCUGUUAAUUUCACAAAAUCCUAAAAACUGAGCAAUCUAAAAUCAUUAGAUUUCUGUGAAUCUUUGAUGGAUACAACUAUGGGUUCUCAUUACAGCCCCUGACCCCUAACAACCAUGCUGUGGAAGUUGUAGUAAAAGGUGGUGAAGGCUGCUGGUUCUCACUGAGGAGUGUUUUCAUGAUGAACAAGGCUAUGAGUGUGUCUUUGGUCCCGUGCAUCAGAUAUUAAUUCUUUAGAGGUGCACUCACAAGGUGGACCUUAUAGACUAUUUCAAUCUCUGGGGAUUGUUAACAUUUUAUCUAUCUAAAGAUAAUGCAAUUUUAUUCAAAUAAAAAAGGAAAAAAAAAAAGAAAAAAAAUAGAUUCAUAGCUAGAUGAUUUUGUUUUCUCUUUUUUGUGGUGAUAAGUUGAAAUGGCAAGGGAAACAAAUGGACGUUAUGGGAUCACACUGUACACUUGAAAACAGGGAGUUGACAAUGUGCAAAUGAAAUGUUUUCAUGUUACAUACCACAAGUAAUGCCUUAAGUCAUAAGGGCAUGAUAUUCCAUGAGCACAUCAAUAUUUUGAUGUUUUCUUAGCCACCAUUUUAAUAAUGGUGUUCACAAUGAAAUUUGGGCUGUAAAUGUUGAGCUACACCAAUUAUGUAGCGUUUGUAAGCAGUUUGUACGGCACGACCUCUUAAUUAGGAGAACAUAUGGUAAAGUGUAACAUACAAGCACCAGCACACUAAGCAAAGUAGGUGAAAGUAAUGGUUACCUUUUUAAACUGCCAGAAUGGUUAUUUUUAAUUGUGUUAUUUCCUCCUCUGCCCCACUCUUUAGCGAAUGUAUAUGUGUUAACCUACAGAUUUCUCUAUCGCACUAUUAGAUCAGAACAGCAAGUUUUUUUUUUUUCUGUUUGGCCCAGCUUUUAGAUUUCAGCUCACCUUUACUGAUGUAAUGUCUUGUUACUAAAUGGUACCUCAUUAGACAUGUUUGUAAUUAAGCCUCCACUUCAAUGUAACCAUCAAACUGAACCAUGAUGCUCUCCUCUUAAAGCCUGUAUGUGCUAUAAAAUGAAACUCUACUAGGAUUGUUCUCCCUCUGCUUUGAGUUCCCUUUGCUUUCAGUAAAGAUUCAAAAUGCUUUUCUUUCUUUCAGUUUUCAGAGGUCUGUUACAGAAGCUGUAAGCCCCCGAAGUUGUGAAACUUAAAUUUAUUGAUGUGAUUGUUUAAAUAUAUAAAUAAAAUGUAUAUCUCUGUACAGAA
This is a messenger RNA of Myripristis murdjan (pinecone soldierfish), 3405 nucleotides long. RefSeq names its product caseinolytic mitochondrial matrix peptidase chaperone subunit Xb (gene clpxb). The record is from RefSeq and is a predicted model, not a curated record. NCBI's taxonomy places the organism in Eukaryota, Metazoa, Chordata, Actinopteri, Holocentriformes, Holocentridae. Gene Ontology annotation, cellular component: mitochondrial matrix. Bases 281 to 2155 code for a protein of 624 amino acids. The transcript is spliced from 15 exons. Gene Ontology annotation, molecular function: ATP binding; ATP hydrolysis activity; protein dimerization activity. Gene Ontology annotation, biological process: protein folding.